Molecule: messenger RNA, 2601 nt
Organism: Micromonas pusilla CCMP1545
Lineage: Eukaryota; Viridiplantae; Chlorophyta; Mamiellophyceae; Mamiellales; Mamiellaceae
Exons: 4
Coding region: 1-2601 (866 amino acids)
Biological process (GO): regulation of gene expression
Cellular component (GO): cytoplasm; nucleus
Molecular function (GO): mRNA binding
Source: RefSeq, a predicted model, not a curated record
AUGCGACGCGGAGGACGCGCGCGCGCCGACGCGCCCGCGGGGCGCGCGUCGUCGUCGCCGCCGCCGCCGCGGUCCGCCGGGGCGCUCCCGCGCGCGCGAAGCGGGGAAGGGUUUCCCGCGCUGGGAGCCGCCGCCGCCGCCUCCGCGCGCGCGCUUCUCCCCGCGUCCGGAGACGCGGCGUCGACGACGGACGCGACGCGACGGAAGACCGCGCGCGGGCGCCGAGGCGGCGGCAGAGGCUCCCAGCGCGCGGCGACGCCCGCGCACCUCCCGCGCCCGCGCGGCGGCGCGGGGAGCGACCGCUCGCGCGACGACGACGACGCGGACGACGACGCGGGAGAAGUCGAAGAAGACGACGGAGAAAACCCCGGCGCCGCCUCCGUCGCGGGCGCGCUCGCGAGGAUCGACCUGUGUUCCUCGAGCGACGGCGACGACGACGACAGCGCGAAGGCGCGCGCCUCGGACGUCUCCGACUCGCCCUUCUCCGCGCGCUCGUUCGUCAGCGAGAGCGGCGACGAGUCCGACGUCGACACGGCCGACGCAAACGACGCCUCCUCCGAGGCGAGCGACGGCGGCGCGUCGAGCGACGCCGACGCCGACGCGCGCGGAGGCGCGGGCGGCGCCAAAACCGGCGCGGGGGGACCGACCGUGCGAUUCACGCUCGGCGGCUCGAAAAACCAAACGCGCGCGGGCGCGGGCGCGGGCGCGGGCGCGGGGGCGAUGCCGCCGCCGUCGAGCGUAGACCUCCCGGACACCCCCGGCGCGGCGCGCGAGGCGACGCCGCGCGCGCGCGACGCGUCCGCGCCAUCGGGAGGCGCCGCGCCGCCGGGAGAGGACGCCCGCGCCCGAACCCAGGGGACUCUCGCCGGCGGCGCCGCCGCCGCGACGACUGGCGCGUUCUCCGUGGCGCCCCCGUUCGCGGCGGCGUCGACCGCGCCGCCGCGCGCGCUCCCGUUCGGCGACGAGCAGCAGCAGCAGCAGCAGCAGCAGCAGCAGCAGCGAGGCAGCGGCGAGACCGUCACGGAGGUCGCCGAGGAAGCGGCGGCGGAGCGAGCCGCCGCGGAGGAAGCUGAGGCGCGUUCUAUACACUGGUCCCCAUACGACCGCGUUGGCGAGAACGGCCCUGAGAACGGCGCGGAAAACGCCCUGCCGCCGCCGUCCGUCGUCGUCCCGCCGCCGCCGCCGCCGCCGCCACCGCCGUCGUCCACCGCGCCGCAGACGCAGACGCAGACGCCGCAUAACGUCGUGCAGAUCGAGCCGCACGACGAAGAGCGGCGCCUCCGAGAGAUCUACGUCCCGAACACGAAGGUGGGGCUCGUCAUCGGUAAGGCGCGUUCUAUCUCACACUGGUCCCCAUACGACCCCGUUGGCGUGGGAGGCUCCCACGUCGUGUACUUCCAACACCAGUCCGGCGCGGGGAUACACAUCGCGCGCGACGGCGACGAGAUGGCGUGCGCCGGCGGGUGCAUCGGGUGGGUCGGCGCGAACGCGCACCACGCGAUCGGCGGCGACGAUGCGAGCGGCGGCGGCGGCGGCGGCGGCGACGCGACGGAGUCAAUCAAGCCCGCGGUGACCCCCGACGGCCGCCGGCGGAUCACGCUGUUGGGCGACGAGCGUCAGGCGCGUUCGGUUUUACAAAAGUUUUUUACCCAUCGCCCAGUUUCAACGUUUGAUCGAUCCCCUUUUCAACUGAUGACCGGUGAACUACAUAUUUUUGUAUGGAAUGGCCCUCAUCAGACCGCGGUGGCGGCGGACAUGAUCCGACGGCUCGUGGAGUCGUCCCCGGAACGCGGGCCGGGGGAGGUGAACGUUUCGUCCGCGAGCUCGCUGCGAAGCUACGGCGGCGGCGGCGGCGGCGGCGGCGGCGCGGGCGCGGGCGCGGGCGCGGGCGCGGGCGCGGGAGGGGUGUGGCAAGACGCGUACGGCGCAUCUUCUCAGUCCGCGUACUACGCGCCUCCGUCGACGGGUCCGAACGGCGAGAUGCUCCCCGGGCCGACGCACAACCCGUACGCCGCGCAUAACGGCGUCCCGAAUGGCGGUAUGCCGCCCGUGACGACGCCGUACGGGUGGGCGCCGUCGAUGCACGGGGAGGUGGACCCGGAGGACUUUGCCCGGCGCAUCUCUCCGCCCUCACCUCGCUUUCAAUCCCCGCCCUCGACCCUUUCAACUUCAACUGACGCCUUUGAACUCCACCCCGACUUCGCUUUGUAUGGAACGACCCUGAGCGUGCCGCACAAGAAAGUCGGCCUCGUCAUCGGCCGCGGCGGCGAGAACAUUCGCUUCCUCCAGCAGCAGACGCGCGCGCACAUCCAGAUCCAGGCGGAAUCUUUCGGCAACAGCGAGCGCCUCGUCUGCGUCCGCGGCACGAGAGACGCGUGCGCGGAGGCGGGGCGGAUGAUCCAGGACAUGAUCGACGGGCUGCUGCACAUCGGCACCGCGCGCGUCGUUCCGCCGCAGGCGCGUCCUACGUCGCGCCGGUUCCCGUACGACCGCGUUCGCGUUGUGAACGCCGAUCCUAAAAGACAUUCGCCGUCGUCCCUCUCCGCUCAGGGUCCCCCGCUUUCAAUCCCCGUCCUCGACGCCUUUCAACUCCACCACUGA